This is a messenger RNA of Helicoverpa zea (corn earworm), 1401 nucleotides long. RefSeq names its product dual specificity tyrosine-phosphorylation-regulated kinase 2-like (gene Dyrk2). Gene Ontology annotation, cellular component: nucleus. The transcript is spliced from 9 exons. The coding region runs from base 1 to 1401 and encodes 466 amino acids. Gene Ontology annotation, biological process: peptidyl-threonine phosphorylation; peptidyl-serine phosphorylation. Lineage: Eukaryota; Metazoa; Arthropoda; Insecta; Lepidoptera; Noctuidae. The record is from RefSeq and is a predicted model, not a curated record. Gene Ontology annotation, molecular function: protein serine/threonine/tyrosine kinase activity; ATP binding; protein serine/threonine kinase activity.
AUGGGCAUUGACAGUAUGCCGCAGAGGCCGAAUCUGCAGAUCGAAGCGGGGGCAGGCGAGGGUCCAGGGCCCCCAGUGAACAAUAACUCGGAAGGCGCAGUCGCCAGUCCUCCUCGAGAUGAUAAUCAUAAUGCUCAACAGCCUCCCGCCGUCACUCCUCGGGCUAGGCAGCUCAACCCUGCAGAAGCACUAAAGCUGUACGGAGACAGGCUAUCGGAAUGGGAGAGGAACGAGGUGAGGAAGUACCCGGAGAUCUGGUUCCUGGGACUGGAAGCUAACAAGGUGCAAGCCAGGGCUAACCUGCCCAACAACUGCGGAUUUGAUGAUGAAAACGGUAGCUAUAAUAAGCAAAUCCACGACCACAUAGCCUACAGAUACGAGAUCCUCGAAGUGAUAGGCAAGGGAUCCUUCGGCCAGGUGAUCAGGGCCCACGACCACCGCAACGGCACGCAAGUCGCCAUCAAGAUCAUCAGGAACAAGAAGCGGUUCCACCAUCAGGCCCUGGUGGAAGUCAGGGUGUUGGACCAUCUGCGGCUGAAGGAUAAGGACCAAGCGCACAAUGUGAUACAUAUGCUGGAUUAUUUCUACUUUAGAAAUCAUUUGUGUAUCAGUUUUGAGCUUAUGAGUAUCAACCUAUACGAGCUGAUCAAGAAGAACAACUACCAGGGCUUCAGUCUGAGCCUCAUCAGGAGGUUCGCGAGCUCCCUCCUACGGUGUCUCAGGCUGCUGGAAGCGGAGAGCAUCAUACACUGUGACCUCAAACCUGAAAAUAUCCUCCUCAAGGCGCGAGGCAGUUCCUCCAUCAAGGUGAUAGACUUCGGCAGCUCGUGCUACACGCAUGCGCGGGUCUACACCUACAUCCAGUCGAGGUUCUACAGGAGCCCUGAGGUCAUACUGGGGCUGCAGUACGGGACCCCUAUUGAUAUGUGGAGUAUGGGAUGCAUCCUAGCGGAACUCCACACGGGCUACCCGCUGUUCCCGGGGGAGAAUGAAUCAGAACAGCUAGCCUGCAUCAUGGAGCUGCUAGGACCACCUCCUCCAGACCUGCUGCUCCAUGCCACCAGGAAGAGACUGUUUUUCGACUCAAAAGGCGCGCCGCGCAGCAUCACCAACUCGAAGGGGCGCAAGCGGAGGCCCGGCACGCGGACCCUGACCACUAUAGUGCGCUCAGACGACCCCGCCUUCCUGCACUUCCUACAUAGAUGUCUCGAGUGGGACCCAAAACGGCGAAUCACCCCAACGGAGGCCUCGCGCCACGAGUUCGUCACGGGCUGCGCGCUCGGCACAGCCCCUGCUGGGGUGCUCGCGCUACCCCGUCUCGCACCCCCUCGCCCCACAAGGGGGGCUCUCCUGCACUCGCAGUCGGCGGGCGACGUGGCUGCCAUGCUGGGCCGCGCGUGA